Molecule: messenger RNA, 2088 nt
Organism: Ctenocephalides felis (cat flea)
Lineage: Eukaryota; Metazoa; Arthropoda; Insecta; Siphonaptera; Pulicidae
Gene: Cox10
Product: protoheme IX farnesyltransferase, mitochondrial
Exons: 11
Coding region: 854-2035 (393 amino acids)
Biological process (GO): heme biosynthetic process
Cellular component (GO): mitochondrion; mitochondrial membrane
Molecular function (GO): protoheme IX farnesyltransferase activity
Source: RefSeq, a predicted model, not a curated record
GUUUUUCUGUGUUGAUAUAAUUUUGCAUAUGUUUCAAAGUAAUCGAUGCACACAGUCUUUGAAUAUAAUUAUUCUUUGAGUAAGUAAGGAAACAAGAUUUAUUAUACAAAUUACUCACGUUUGUUUUUGCUUGGUAAAGUCCGUGUGUAAAGUUGCACAAUUAGCUCUUUAUAGGUUGGAAGACAAUCUUUUUUAACAUAGGAAGGUAUGCAAGUGAUGACUUGAACCUUCGAGAUGCUGCAUCUUAAUGGCGAUUUAAUAUUCCAAAAAGGACUACAAGCGCAUCAGAACUAUGGCAGUUUCCUCAGGUGCUAAAUAAAAAGGUUUGAGGAAAAAUGCCUUCUAGAAAAGGGUCAAUUUCAUAGACUUUCAAUGAUAUCUUGGCCAGGAGAUAGUCAUGUCUUUUUUAACCGUAUAUAACGAAGAUUAUAUUGGCCAUAAAGGGACGCCUCGAAAACCUAUAAGACCAGAAAGAAAUUAUGUAGAUUUCGGAGAAAAACCUAUAGAAGUCAAGAGAUCACGAUCUGGAGAGAGAAAAUUACUAGAAGAUAAUCAACGUGAACGUAUGCGUACAGUUUAUAACGUAUCGUAUUGCCAGGAAAAAGUAGAAGAUGCCUUAAAACCUGUAAAAGUAGACGAUGAAUUCCUUUUACAUUUACGACACACAUAUAUUAAAACUGAUAUCAAACAAAUGCCAGUUCCUCUGACAUCCAGAAGGAUUUUUGGAUAUAUGAGAAAAGAUAUUGUUUACAUGCCUUUGACCACAUAUCAGGAUGAAGUCGGCGAACCUGGUUAUAAAUGGUUGGAGAAAACAAGGGGAAAACGUGGACCGACUUCGUUAUAAUAAAGGACAAUGUAUGUCGAUAAAACAUCGAAAGCUGGCAUACCGCCUGCUUUCAUUACAACAAAAUCCAGAGCUAGAUCACCGAUGAGAAAUAACACAUCAAUAGCAGUAACAAUAGAAUUACCUACUAGCGAAAUUCCUAAAGAAAAAACUAAAGUAAAAAAAGUCAUUAUACCCGAACCGGCAUGGACUGUUACACCAAAUUCAGAUGCAUCAAAGUUAAUACAACACUACCUCAUGUUGUCAAAAAUAAGACUGACAUCUCUAGUUGUUAUAACAUCUAUGGCAGGAUAUGCAAUGGCACCCGCACCCUUUGAACUUACAACAUUUUUAUUGUGUUCACUGGGUACAGGUUUAGUAUCAGGCGCUGCCAAUUCUAUAAACCAGUUUUUUGAAGUUCCAUUUGAUUCACAAAUGUCUAGAACUAAGAACAGAGUUUUAGUCAGGGGUAUUUUAAGUCCAUUACAUGCUGUAGGUUUUGCUACGGUUGCUGCAUCUACGGGUAUAGGUAUGUUAUAUUUUGGUGUAAAUGGUUUAACAGCAGGAUUAGGAGCAGCUAAUUUAAUAUUAUAUACAUCUGUAUAUACUCCAAUGAAAAGAAUAAGUAUUCUAAAUACUUGGGUUGGAUCAAUUGUCGGAGCAAUCCCACCCCUAAUGGGUUGGGCUGCUUGUUCCGGUAAUUUAAGUGCAGGAGCAUUUAUCUUAGGAGGCCUUUUAUAUACGUGGCAAUUUCCACAUUUUAAUGCGUUAUCUUGGAAUUUAAGACCGGAUUACAGCAGAGCCGGAUAUAGAAUGAUGGCAGUUACUGAUCCUGCAUUAUGUAGAAGAGUUGCUUUAAGACAUACCUGUUUUUUAGCAGCCUUGUCAUUAUCAGCUCCUUUUCUAGAUGUUACUAAUUAUUGGUUUGCUGCUGAAAUGUUACCAUUGAACGGAUACUUUAUGUACUUAGCUUGGAAAUUUUAUAAAGAAUCGGACAGUAAAAGUUCUAGAAAACUAUUUAGAUUUUCACUAAUUCAUUUACCUGCAUUGAUGUUAUUAUUUUUAUUAAAUAAAAAGGAAUGGUUUUUUACGAAAGACUCAACAUUGGAAACACCUUUGGAUAUCGAUGAACACAAUAAAACUCAAACAAUAAGCAAUAAACCUGCAAAACAAACAGUUGUUGUACCUUCAGCUAUUUUAGAUAAAAUGUAAAUAAUAUAUACAAAAAUGUUUUAGUAAAAAAUAGAACAAUUAAAGAUAUUAUG